AUGUCAUCACAUACAUUCGAUGAAGAGAUUGAAGAUGCAAUCAAUGAUGUCUCAUUUGGUGUAGAAUCAGUGUCCGUUCUAAAGGAUCAUCCACAAUCAUCGUUCAGUAGUGGUAUAGUAGUACUAGAUGUAAAGUGUAAAGAGAAGUAUACUAUACUUGUAAAGAUGUCAAUGAAUGAUGGAUACUCUGUUAUUGAACAUAGUGAACCUAAUAGAAUGACAUCAAGGGAUGAAGAUGAGGGUCCAGCGCCACCAUUCUUUGAUGCCUUGCCAAACCUGCUAAUGCGCUACAGUGACAUGUACCAAACAGAGUUCCAGAAUCAAUUGUUCCAGAGACUGACAUCACUGGCAUCC
Molecule: messenger RNA, 354 nt
Organism: Acytostelium subglobosum LB1
Lineage: Eukaryota; Evosea; Eumycetozoa; Acytosteliales; Acytosteliaceae
Exons: 2
Biological process (GO): regulation of canonical Wnt signaling pathway
Cellular component (GO): cytoplasm
Molecular function (GO): kinase regulator activity; protein kinase A binding
Source: RefSeq, a predicted model, not a curated record